AUGGGGUCAAUACGGUUGAUGUUAUCAUCAACGUAUUUUGAAAAUUCUGGCCAUGCUGCUUUGCGCAGGUUCCAUCGAGGCAUAAAAGGUUUGUCUAUGGUUGGGAUUAUAAGACCGAUGGUCACGGUGGUUGGUAAGUGUUGGCUUCUUGGGAAAGAGUUUUUGAUUUCCCUGUUUACAGUUAGAGGUAGACCAUUAGAGUCCUCGGACACGAAACAGAGAUCCGGCGACGUCAUCGUGCCCCAUCUACCAGAUUUAAAAGUGCCUCCUUGUUUGGCAUCGUAG
This is a messenger RNA of Macrosiphum euphorbiae (potato aphid), 285 nucleotides long. Lineage: Eukaryota; Metazoa; Arthropoda; Insecta; Hemiptera; Aphididae. The record is from the annotation of a GenBank genome assembly.